This is a messenger RNA of Elaeis guineensis (African oil palm), 1073 nucleotides long. RefSeq names its product zinc transporter 8-like. Gene Ontology annotation, biological process: zinc ion transmembrane transport. The record is from RefSeq and is a predicted model, not a curated record. NCBI's taxonomy places the organism in Eukaryota, Viridiplantae, Streptophyta, Magnoliopsida, Arecales, Arecaceae. Gene Ontology annotation, cellular component: plasma membrane. Gene Ontology annotation, molecular function: zinc ion transmembrane transporter activity.
UUCUUCUCUCCUAAUUCCAGUCGAUGAUAAGACCCCUAGCCCUUCUCUUCUUCUUCUCCCUCCCCCUCUUGCCUAUUUUCACCGUCGCCGGAGACGGCGACUGCUCCCCCGACGAGGAGGACCGGAACAAAUCCAAAGCCCGGCCGCUCAAAAUCGCGGCGUUCUUCUCCAUCCUGGUCUGCGGUGCCAUUGGCGUCUGCCUCCCGAUCUUGAGCAAAUCCAUCCCCGCUCUCAGUCUGGAGAACGAUAUCUUCUUCGCGAUCAAAGCCUUCGCCGCGGUCGUCAUACUCGCCACGGGAUUCAUCCACAUACUUCCGGACGCUUUCGAAAACCUGACCUCGCUGUGCCUCAAUGAUAACCCCUGGGGGAAUUUUCCCUUUGCCGGAUUCGGGGCGAUGCUUGGUGCCCUCGGGACGCUGAUGGUGGACACUCUGGCGACGAGCUAUUUUACUCGGUCGGCGAGGGCGGUGGGCGACGAGAAUAACAAAGGGGAUGCGGCGAUGGGUGGGUCUGCGGGAGAUCAUCAUGUGGUCCACGUCCACGCCACCCGCGGGCAUGCUCAUGGGCCCACCGUCUAUGUCUCUGACAAGCUCGAGCGCAAUCGCGUCAUCUCCCUGGAAUUGGAGUUGGGGAUCGUGGUCCAUUCGGUGAUAAUUGGGAUAUCGCUGGGUGCAUCAGAUAGUCCCUCUACUAUAAGCCCCCUGGUGGCUGCUUUAAGCUUUCAUCAGUUCUUUGAAGGCAUGGGCCUUGGAGGAUGUAUCGCUCAGGCAAAAUUUAAAAUCAAGUCAAUGGCAAUGAUGAUCCUCUUCUUCUCCCUCACUACUCCUGUUGGAAUGGCAAUAGGUUUUGGAAUAUCAUCUGUUUAUAACAAAAAUAGUCCUAUCACUCUAAUUAUUAAAGGUUGUCUCAAUUCAGUAGCUAUAGGGAUUUUAAUCUACAUGGCUCUUGUUGAUCUUCUAGUUGAAGAAUUUAUGAACCCAAAGGUACAAAGCAAGGGAAAGCUACAAUUUGAAAUAAAUGUCUCCUUACUUAUAGGAGUAUACUUAAUGUCUCUUCUCGCUAAAUGGGCAUAG